CGGGCUCUGCCCCCCAGAUCAUGCCCACCCGAGGCAGGAUGGAACCCAGGCAUCCUGGCUCCCAACCCCUCCCACUCUAACCCCAACUCCCCCACUCCCCUCCCUGAGGGGGAGAGAACCCAGGUGUCCGGGCUCUGCCCCCCAGACCGUGCCCACCCGAGGCGGGAGGGAACCCAGGCGUCCUGGCGCUCACCCCGUGUCUCCCGCAGGCCGGGAUGACGGGCAUGGCCGACAACCACCGGGAGAGCUGGGCGGGGCUGAUUGCGGAGGCCGAGCGGUACCGGCGCCGGACGGGGAACGAGGUGGUUCUGAUCACGGCGUUCCGGGCCCCGCAGCCAGGCGGCUUCGCCUACGCCCAGCACGGCUGCGGGGCCCUGGGCGACGCCGCCCGCCGCUACCUGGAGGACAUCGCCGUCGUCCACAAGACCACGGCUUUCAGCUACGCUGCCCGGCCCCCGCCCGCCGCCCGGCCCCCCCCCAGCCCCUACUCCCGCAGCUGCCCCCCCCAGGACCCGCCCGCCGGCCCCCACUGGACAGCGGGCGCCCAGGGGGCCCCGGCCGAGGCCGCGGGGGCGCAGGAGGAAGAGUUGGAGGAAGAAGAGAAAAACGUGAUGGCGCCCAGGGAGGUGGAGGCACCCGGGAAGCAGCAGCAGCCCCCCAGCGACACCACGGGUCUCUUUGUGAUGGACGAGGACUCCCCCAGCCAGGACUACGAACCCUUCUUCGAUUCGGACCCAGAGAGCACUGACGACGGCAGCCUGAGCGAGGAGGCGCCCGCCCAGCCCCCGCCCGCCCCCCCCAACCACCAGUACGCCAAGUCGCUGCCCGUCUCCGUGCCCGUCUGGGCCUUCCGGCAGGCGGGGCCUGAGCCGCGCUCGUCCGACGAGGAGAAUGCCAAGCACUCGUCCCCGGACCUGGAGAAGAUCGCGGCCAGCAUGCGGGCGCUGGCCCUGCGCGGCUCCGACGGCACCGAGAUGUUCGGGGACCUGCCCCGCCCCCGCCUCAACACCGGGGACCUCCAGAAACUGCAGCGGAAAUAUUGACCCCCCCCCCCGGCCGGGGGAGGGGCCCCACCAGCCUGGGGCCCCCCGCCAGCGCCCCCUCCCUUGGACACUACACCCCCUGACCUGACAGCAGGGCAGGGGGAAUCCCCCCCCCGGCCCCAAACGGGCCUGCGGUGACAGAGGCUCCGUGGGGCCCAGCGAGCCGGUGGAACUACCCGCCACCGCAUCUAAGCUGCUCAUGCUACAGGAUUUGCCGGAAGGUGAUGUGCGGGGGGGCACACAGGGCUCCCCCUCUCCAUCCCCCCCCCCACAGCAGCAGAUGUCGGGGAGCCCCUCCGGUCCCCCCAGCACUACAGCGAAUGAGAGGGGAGCCCCCUGCACACACUACAGGGGACGCUGCCCCCUCUCCCCCAAGUGUCUUAAUAGGUUGUUUUGUAAGCCCCUGUUUGCACAUGAGCUGUUCCCCCUGGAAAGGGGGGGGCAGCUUCCCCCAACCCCCUCAUGGGGGGGGGGGGGCUCUGCUGUCAGCCUCCAGCAGAGAGUUAUACACCUCCCUGAACUGACACCCUCAUUUUGGGGGGGAACUGCCCCCUCCUUUGAGAGGACAGGCAGGGGCCGGCUUUCGGGGGGGGGGGGGCUCCCCCGGCCUCAGUACCUGGCCCGGACCCCCCACCCCCUCUUUUGUACCAGAUGCUCAGGGGCCCUGGCCCCGCCCCUUUAUUUUUGUCCAAAGAUGAUUGGUGGGUCAGGGCGCGGGGAGCCCCGCCCCUCCAUCCCUUGUUGGCCAAUAAAGAGAUGCUGACUUUUACCA
Messenger RNA from Mauremys mutica (yellowpond turtle), 1815 nucleotides. It is a transcript of the gene AKT1S1, whose product is annotated as AKT1 substrate 1. NCBI's taxonomy places the organism in Eukaryota, Metazoa, Chordata, Testudines, Geoemydidae. Bases 216 to 1043 code for a protein of 275 amino acids. The record is from RefSeq and is a predicted model, not a curated record. The transcript has 4 exons. Gene Ontology annotation, cellular component: cytoplasm. Gene Ontology annotation, biological process: negative regulation of protein kinase activity; negative regulation of TOR signaling; neurotrophin TRK receptor signaling pathway.